UUUCCCAACACUGGUUAGUAUGUGUGCAGGUGUUUUAAGUAAAAGAAAAUUUUGAAUUUUAUUGGAAAAAUUUUAUUUACGUUUAUGCAAGGUAAAUUAAUAUAUAUUUUGUUUAGUGUCUCGUUAUGGUUUAUAAACGAAAAAAGUACCACAAUGGAGAUACACAUUUAAAAAAACGUUGGAGAACUAAACGAAGACAAAAAGAUCUUGAUGAAAUUGAUAAUGAUUUGAAAGAAGAGAACGCAGAAAAGCUUUUAAAUCAAGAAGUUGAUUUAGAUAGACCCGGCUGUGCUCAACAUUACUGUUUACACUGCGCGAGGUACUUUAUAAACCAGCGGGCUUUAGAAGAUCAUUUUACCACAAAAGUUCAUAAGCGACGAUUAAAAGCUCUUGAAUUAGAACCGUAUACAGUUGAAGAUUCAGAGCGUGCUGCAGGUCAGGGAAAUUUUAUUGCACCUAAAAAAAGAAAAAUUGAAACACAAAUAUCUAAAACUUCUCUUGUUGAUGAUGAUGAUGAUGUUGUAAUGAAAUCAAAAGUUGCAAAAAUAUCAAAUUAA
This is a messenger RNA of Leptopilina boulardi, 557 nucleotides long. RefSeq names its product zinc finger protein 593 homolog. Gene Ontology annotation, molecular function: zinc ion binding; nucleic acid binding. The transcript is spliced from 3 exons. The coding region runs from base 126 to 557 and encodes 143 amino acids. The record is from RefSeq and is a predicted model, not a curated record. Lineage: Eukaryota; Metazoa; Arthropoda; Insecta; Hymenoptera; Figitidae.